AUGGAUGAGGAACAGACGAAUGUUCCACAAUCACCUCUUCGUGGAUCUCCGAGGGUUUCAGCUGCAAAAUCUGAAGAUAUUAAUGUUGCUGAGCCUAGUGAUACUUUUAUAGAAAAACCUCUUAUGAUACAGGAAUCCCCUAAGAUUCCAUCACCGGUUAUAAGUCCUGUUCCACAAUCACCGCCUCUCACAUUUACUUCAUCACCAAAAAAAGAAUCACUUGAUGCAUCCAUUAAAAGUCAGAGGAGUAUCAUGAAAGAAUUGUCCCAAGAUAUAGAAAAAAGAAGUAGACAAGGUUCUGAUACAUUAUCAAAAAAUAAUAAAGUAAUUGAACCAACCAAAAGACGAUCCUCUGCAACUGAACAAAUAAAUGGACGAAGUUCUUCAAUAAAAGGUUCAAUCAAUACAUCUAUUAGAAGUCCAAGAAGCCAAGUUACAGAUAAAAACAGUAACAACAGUGAAGGAAGUAUUCAAAAAUCUGAUGUCAGUAAUUUAAAUACAGAAAAAUCUGAUUUUGAAGAUCAUUCAGAAGGAGGUGAAACAGACUUAAAACAAGAUGGCAAACAUAGUCCUGUGCUUUAUACAAACAUAAAUAAAAUUGCGGAUAUGAGUAGACAUCUGACUAAUGAAGCUAAUGCCUUAAGAAAUUCAAUUAGGACUUUAUCCGAAGACAUUGUUCGCACUAAAAAAGAAUUAAGCAUAUCAAAAGACGAAAAUGUUAACUUUCCUUAUCAUUUGUUUUUAAUAGAACUCAUCGUGAACAAGAUUCAUAUGAAAUGUGACUGUUUCGAGUUUAGUUACAAUAAUCUCGUUAUUGCUGCAAGUUUCUUGGGCAAGCAGCCCAUAGUUCUGUAUGACUCCUCAUAUGGAAAAAUUGAUGAUUUUAAUCAUUUAAAUGUAGGCAAAUCUGCAUUAUUUGCAAUGACUUAUGAUAAAAUAUGCAGUAUUCAAGAAUUUGUAAUACACUUAAAUUUGACGAAACAACCACCAUGUUCUAGUUGUGUAAUGAAAGUAGCUGAAGCAAAAAUCGACUGUACAAAAGAAUUUUUGAAUCUACGUGAUGAAUUGUGUAAGAAAUGGACAGAAGAGCAACCUAAAGAUAACAUAAUGUGUACCACAUCAACUCCGCUAAAUAAAAAUAUGUGUUACUUGCGUAACGGCGACAGUGACAACUGCGAUUCGAUAGGGGUAAUGGAAGUAACAGUUCGAAUGUCCUUCCUUGGGAAAGAGAUUACAACAGCUUUCAGUGCAUCAACGAAACCCAAAUGUACUUCAGUUCUAAAUAAGGAAGACAAUGGCAUGAGCAUGUAUACUUGUCACGACGUAGAAAUGGAUGGCCAGGGAAAAAUUCUCUUAGAUGAGGACACUUUGACAAGAAAAGAAAUCCUUAGAAGUACACAUACAAUGUCUUCGCGAAGAACUGGAAGUCCCGUUUCGCAGUUAUCAGCCGGCCGUGCAUCAGCGAAACAAUUUUUGGAUACACAAAAUUAUACGAAUCCAUACCGCCAAGACUAUGGCCCAAAUUACAAUGAAAUUUUCACAAAAAUGAAUGAGAACGAGUUACGAAUUAGAGUUCCGAAAACAACUAAGUUGGACAGGACAGCGAGGUACGACAGAAUACAAGAAUUGUGUUCAUGUGAAACCACACCGUAUAAUACUGGAGACCAAAUUCAACUUGAGUUACCCAAAGAUAAUGUAUACUCCAACGAAUACGCUCACGAAACAAACACAUCCCAUGUAAAAUACGCAUAUAAAAGUUAUGAUAGAAAUUUAGAUAAUAGGAAUAGAAAAAUUAUUAACGUUACUCCGCCAAAUUGUAAUAUACCAGUAAAUAUGGAAAAACAGGUUCAUCCAAGAAAAGACGUCUUUAUACUUAAAAUAGGAAAGAAACUUGAAACCAAAGACAAAAAAACUGAUCUGGAAAUAGAGCUCGUUACUCCUAAAGCACCAGUAGAAAAAGCCGUUAAUAAUAAUGAUAUUUCUCAACAAUGCAGCUGUAACGAUAUGAAUCAUAAGCCACUAAGGAAAGAAAUCAAAGAACCUACAAAGAAAGGAAAGAAAACUGGUCUUGGAGAAUUUCGAAUUCGCGACCUGAACGACGAAAUCAACAAACUUAUGAGAGAGAAACGACAUUGGGAAGUACAAAUAAAAUCUCUCGGAGGACCUGAUCAUGCUCGAGUUGGCCCAAGGAUGUUGGAUCAAGACGGUAAAGAGGUCCCGGGUAAUAGAGGAUACAAAUAUUUUGGAGCAGCAAAAGAUUUGCCAGGUGUCCGCGAGUUGUUCGAGCAGGAGCCGCCGGCGGCGCCGCGACGGACGCGAGCCGACCUCAUGAGGGACGUGGACGCUGAUUACUACGGAUACAGAGACGACGAGGACGGACUGCUGCUGCCGCUGGAGAGAGAGGCUGAGAUAGAUGCUAUUGCCAGGGCAGUUGAUGAAUGGAAGAGAAAUAAAGACGAGACAAAAGAUCAAGACAUUCCAGAGGAAGAAAAUAUUUAUCCAGAAGAUCCUGAAGAUAAGAGAAUAAUAGAUGAAGACGAAGACGGAAAGCCCUCGGUGACGUCACACGUAGCAGUCCCCUCACAGAAAGAUGUAGAAGAAGCGCUGUUGAAACGGAAGAAACAGGAACUACUAGAAAGAUAUGGUUGUUUAGAUGUUAAGAUGGAAGGAAGCUAA
This is a messenger RNA of Danaus chrysippus (African queen), 2676 nucleotides long. Lineage: Eukaryota; Metazoa; Arthropoda; Insecta; Lepidoptera; Nymphalidae. The record is from the annotation of a GenBank genome assembly.